Odobenus rosmarus divergens (Pacific walrus) is the source of this 1535-nucleotide messenger RNA. RefSeq names its product radical S-adenosyl methionine domain containing 1 (gene RSAD1). The transcript is spliced from 9 exons. Gene Ontology annotation, cellular component: cytoplasm. Bases 36 to 1364 code for a protein of 442 amino acids. The record is from RefSeq and is a predicted model, not a curated record. Gene Ontology annotation, biological process: porphyrin-containing compound biosynthetic process. Gene Ontology annotation, molecular function: coproporphyrinogen oxidase activity; 4 iron, 4 sulfur cluster binding. NCBI's taxonomy places the organism in Eukaryota, Metazoa, Chordata, Mammalia, Carnivora, Odobenidae.
GGCGCACCGGGCUGCUCCCCGCCGCACCGUGCGCCAUGGCGCUCCCCGGGACCUGGGCCCGCGGCUGGGCGGCAGCGGCCAAAAUUGCCCAGAGGCGCCGCCACGCGGAGGGCGCGAGAGGAUCUUCGAGUCGUGCGCCCCCGAGCUCGCGCGCGGCGCUUUACGUGCACUGGCCGUACUGUGAGAAGCGCUGCAGUUACUGCAAUUUCAACAAAUACGUCCCCCGCGGCGUGGAUGAGGCAGCCAUGCGGAGCUGUCUGGUGACCGAGGCUCAGACUCUGCUGCGACUCAGCGGGGUGCGGAGGGUGGAAUCUGUGUUCUUUGGUGGGGGCACCCCCAGUCUGGCCAGUCCCAGCACUGUGGCUGCUGUCCUGGAGGCGGUGGACCAGGCAGCUCACUUGCCUGCAGACUCCGAAGUCACAUUGGAGGCCAACCCCACUUCGCCCUCCGGCGCCAGGCUGGCAGCUUUUGGGGCUGCAGGGGUCAACAGGUUGUCCAUCGGCCUCCAGUCCCUGGAUGACACCGAGCUCCAGCUGCUGGGGCGGACACACUCGGCCAGAGAUGCUCUCCAGACACUGGCAGAGGCGCGGCGCCUCUUCCCCGGCCGCGUGUCUGUGGACCUGAUGCUGGGGCUGCCAGCCCAGCAGGUGGGGCCGUGGCUCGGGCAGCUGCGGAUGCUGCUGGGCUGCUGUGACGACCACCUCUCCCUCUACCAGCUGACCCUGGAGCGGGGCACCGCACUCUUCACCCAGGUGCAGCGGGGCACCCUUCCUGCCCCUGACCCCGAGCUCGCUGCUGAGAUGUACCAGGAGGGACGGGCCGUGCUCCGGGAGGCCGGCUUCCGCCAGUAUGAGGUCUCCAACUUCGCCCGGAAUGGGGCGCUCAGUACCCACAAUUGGACUUACUGGCAGUGCGGUCAGUACGUUGGCAUUGGGCCUGGGGCCCACGGGCGAUUUGUGCCCCAGGGGGCUGGGGGCCACACCCGGGAGGCUCGGAUCCAGACCCUGGAGCCGGACAACUGGAUGAAAGAGGUGAUGCUGUUUGGGCACGGCACCCGGAGGCGCGUCCCCCUGGGCCAGCUGGAGCUGCUAGAGGAAGUUUUGGCCAUGGGGCUACGUACAGACGUGGGGAUCACUCACCAGCACUGGCAGCAGUUUGAGCCCCAGCUGAGCCUCCGGGACGUGUUUGGAGCAAGCCAGGAGGUGAAGGCACUGCUGGCUCAGGGCCUGUUGCUGCUGGAUCACAGGGGUCUUCGGUGUUCCUGGGAGGGUCUGGCUGUGCUGGACUCUCUGUUGCUGACCCUCCUGCCUCGACUCCAAGAGGCCUGGCAGCAGAGAACCCCCUCCCCUGUGCAAGGAGGAUGACCAGACGCUCCUGUGUCCCAGGACCAUGCCAGGUGGGCUUCGGGGGCGGGACUGAGGCUUUCCACUGGCAGGUGCCAUCUCAGCACCAGUCACUGCCCAGCCUUGGCAUCCUCAGGGGCAUGGCAACAGUGAGGUGCAUGCGAGGACAUUUCUGGUUUGGGAACUUGCAUC